Helianthus annuus (common sunflower) is the source of this 2144-nucleotide messenger RNA. RefSeq lists its product as uncharacterized. NCBI's taxonomy places the organism in Eukaryota, Viridiplantae, Streptophyta, Magnoliopsida, Asterales, Asteraceae. The coding region runs from base 497 to 1075 and encodes 192 amino acids. The transcript is spliced from 4 exons. The record is from RefSeq and is a predicted model, not a curated record.
AUCCACUCCACCUAUCUAAAUUGUCCUUCUCUGUUAACUAGACAAACACACCACAACUAUAAGCUUCUCCUUCAUCUUCUUGUUGUGAACGAAACCCUAACCCCCUAACAAAAUCCAACAAACACAACACUCCAUUGCCUGAUAUCUCCCUCUUAUUUUUAAAGUUUGGCGCACACACACGAGAGCCGGUUACCGGCGACACCCCCCCUCUCUGCGAUGUAUGAAACGGACCACCACCACCAUCGUGGUGGUGGUGGUGAGCGACGGUUGGCCAGGAAAGAAAUGAGAGAGAGGAGACGGAGAGGAACGGCGAAGCAAGAGCGGCGCCGCCGCUCACGGCGGCGACAGUGAAGAUCGGCGGUCGGAGUCUCGGUCCAGCUGGGUUCCGGUGAACCACCACACCACAAUCACACCUCUCCACCUUCAUCUCCACCCACUCGAAACACCUACACCCCUCCGACUCCCUUCUGCUCCGACGACAACUCAGACACCCCCUAUGUUUUCCGAUUUAACGGCUGCCACCACCAGAUGGUGGUGGCGUAUGGCGGCGGUUUCAGAGCGAGAGCAGGAAGCGAAGAGAGAGAGAGAGCAUGAAGAGAGGAGAACGAGAGAGGAGAGAGAAAGAUGGGGAGCCGAACGAUUACCGUUGAAACAUACCGACGGAGACGCCGCCGUGAGUAACAGUGGAGGCGUUACUUCUGACGAGUCUACCGUAGUCGAUGAUGAUGAUGUUCAGUUAGAAAUGUUCAACUUCAGAUGGACUCGGUUCAGGUUUCAAGGUCGAGGUUUGGUAAAGCAUGUGUUCACUCGGUCCAGAUUCAGCUGUGGUAGUGGGGAUUAUUUAGGUUCGGUUCACACGGGUUCGGUCAAGACAAGUCAAACUGGUCAAUGGUUCGGUUCGGGUCAAGCGGGUUGGUUGGUCUCAGCUUUGGUUCCGGUUGACUCGGUCAAACCGAGUCGACUCAGUCAAACUCAGGUCAACAGCGGGUCAACUCAGUCGACGCAAGACCCGGAAUACUAUAGAUGCACGCUAGCUAAUUACCGUUCUUGGAACGAUACUUCGGAAUCACACUAAGCUAGCAUUGCACAGGAACGUCAAGGUUGCAUUUUCAAAACUAUGGAAUGGUUCGAAUAGGAGAACCCAUGGGAAUUCGAGUACUUAGCGACGUUCUUUUUCUAGAAGUCUUAGCUUAUUUGCUUCCGCUGUGCAAUGAAGAUACCGGUCCAGUCACGUCAAGCUCUGAUAUUUCGGGGUGUGACAUUUACAUCAGGAAAAGAGAAGCUAGCAAAAAUUAAAGAACCUUCAAAAACUCCCUUACAGACAGAAGGCUCGAAGGAAGCUUACCUUCUCCAUCAAGUAGCAAGACAUGAACAUUCUCACUAUCUAGAGGUCAUUUAUCACUCAUCCCGGCAGCAAAUAGCACUUGCUCACCAAAAACCCGAUUCGGUAGUGCCAUUAGAUUCUCAUACCACGCCACGCCGCGCGAAACUUUCACGUCCUUCUUAGCAAUCAGACCCAUCCCCCUGAACUGCAUCGCCAUAGGAAUAACCUCCACGUGGAUAAAAAAGAAUUUCAUCUUCCAAUCAUGGAAGCUUUUAGGAGGACUAAUCAAAAUUUUCUUCACACUGCGCAAAGCGAAGGAGAAAAAUCCCAUGUUAUUCUGAAGUUGAUAGAAAACUCUAAAUUUAUCAAUAGUCGGCUCCCUCCCUGAGACCGACAAACGAACUCAAAGUGCCUCACACGCAUCAUGCACAUUGGGCUCAUCUAAGAUAUAUGAAAUCCAUAAUACUGAAGUAUAUUACCCAGGAAAUGGGUAGUCGGAAGUCGGAAAUUCCCCUCGUAGAAGACGUCGGCAAACAACGUGAUAUACCCAGGCGGUGCAGUUGCAACCGUCUGUCCUUUGGAAGGAUAUCUUGCAUCCCAUUUAGGAGCAAGUUGAUAACCUCUAACAACCUACUCAAACAGGCCCUCGUCCCACUUCAAUAGUGGUAAACCACCACGAGCUUCUUCUACUGUGAUAAUAUCUUCACCAGCAGACAUCUCGAAGGUUCAAAGAUAUGAUUCAAGAACUUGAAGAUUUGCAGAAAAAAGAUGAAUAUUUGAAUAUUGGGUUAUAUCAUUUCACACAAGCGUAAAAAGGUUG